Molecule: messenger RNA, 1266 nt
Organism: Fusarium odoratissimum NRRL 54006
Lineage: Eukaryota; Fungi; Ascomycota; Sordariomycetes; Hypocreales; Nectriaceae
Exons: 1
Coding region: 790-1125 (111 amino acids)
Source: RefSeq, a predicted model, not a curated record
CCGCGGCAACUUCUCCCAAGCGCGUGGUAACGUAACAAUCGCUGUGUCCGUCCGCGACUAAUGUUUGGGAGAGGGAGAACCCUGAAUCCACCCGCCACUGAUAAUACUGCAGUACGGACGGGCCAAUCGACGAGGCAAAGGGCGCGAUUCGGGAAUGACGGCUGGCUAUCUCAGGCACCGUCAGUAAUCUUUACCCAAGAGGAAGGUCAUUACUCAAUCAUUCAAGUCCUCCCCGCAAAUCAUCUGUGCAAGGUUUAUCUCAGACAAGAAGCUCGUCCAAACAGCGUGCUACAAAUUGUCAUAUGACGUACAACCCUCAAGUAAGAACGUGAGCCCAUUCCCUUUACAGGAAACUCCACGAGCGAUAUAGGGUUAUCUAGAGCGUCAGUUGAUUUGAUAAUACCGUGAUGAUGUGCUAGCCAGCUUCUCGAUACGGAAUGAUAUGGUCUUUUGUGAUAUGGGCUAUUGGCCUUGAUGUCGCAGGAUGCUCUUCAAAAGUUCAUCAAUCAUGAUGGGUAAGCGACAUGGUGCAUAGCAUCGCAUCUUAUCUCCGGUCAUUCCCAAGGCCAAGCCGGCAGCAGCCGCCAUUUUCCCUUGGCGAUUUCUACCAUUUUUUGUGCCGCAUUUCGCCUCAGCUGAUUCAAUUGCCAUCAUGUCUCCCGAUGGUGUUGCUAUCACCACUUUCACAACGUUGUGAAAGUCAGUACACCACUAUUACCUAAAAUCAAGAGAUCGUCGCCACGCCGCUUAUCUCCUAACCCCAUUCUCCAUUCCUGUCAACUGCACCCCAUGUUUUCCUCAUCUCCAUCUCCAUUUCUCAACGGAGAGAGGCCUGAGGCUAAUGCAUGGGGUAACGGUUCACUCUGUGUCAAGAAAAUCAAGGAAGGCGGCCGAUUGCAACCCCCCAUGUCUAGUAAGCUUCAGAGGCUGCAUGGAAGCCAAUCACGCCCCUCGCCGUAUUUCCGUGAACGCGUUGUUUUUUCCUGGGGUUUCAGGGGGUUCAGCUGGAUGGUGGCAUGGGCUAGCAUAGUUUUGGUUGUUCAGGAGAGAGAGCCUCAACAAGCCUUGAAAAACCGUAAAACCGUAUCUUGUUACCGAGGUGCCGAGGUUGGGAAAGAGUUUUAAGAAUGAGAUUAUGGAGGGCGGGAUCUAAAAAGUCAAAAUAGACGCGUCCGAAGCUGACGAAGAUUGUCGUAUUCAGGGUAGGUUGGGUUGGUUGCAGAUGGUACCUUGCGCUGAGUACAGUCAGCAAUGGCGAUGGCUCGC